CCAGCAUGGAUGGCUACGUGGUCCUGAGAGUGAUCGGGGAGGGCUCCUUCGGCCGAGCCCUUUUGAUUCAGCAAGAAAGCAGUGAUCAACUGUUUGCCAUGAAGGAAAUAAGGCUUCCAAAGACUCUCUCUGGUACACAGAAUUCUAGGAAGGAGGCUGUUCUGUUAGCCAAAAUGAAACACCCCAAUAUUGUUGCCUUUCGAGAAUCAUUUGAAGCUGAGGGACACCUGUAUAUUGUGAUGGAAUAUUGUGACGGAGGGGACCUAAUGCAAAAGAUAAAGAAUCAGAAAGGAAAGUUGUUUCCUGAAGAUAUGAUACUUAAUUGGUUUACACAAAUGUGCCUUGGAGUAAAUCACAUUCACAAGAAACGUGUGUUACACAGAGAUAUCAAGUCCAAGAACAUCUUCCUUACCCAAAAUGGAAAAGUAAAACUGGGAGAUUUUGGAUCUGCCCGUCUUCUGUCCAGUCCUAUGGCGUUUGCUUGUACAUAUGUGGGAACACCUUAUUACGUGCCGCCAGAAAUUUGGGAGAACAUGCCUUACAACAAUAAAAGUGACAUCUGGUCCUUGGGAUGCAUUCUGUAUGAGCUCUGUACCCUUAAGCAUCCAUUUCAGGCAAACAGCUGGAAAAGUCUUAUUCUCAAAAUAUGUCAGGGGUCGCUGUGCCCACUGCCGUCUCAGUACUCUUGUGAACUCCAGCAUCUGAUCAAGCAGAUGUUUAAAAGGAAUCCCUCACAUCGCCCUUCCGCUACAACACUCCUCUCUAGAGGCUCUUUGGCUCGGCUUGUCCGCAAGUGCUUACCCCCAGAGAUCAUCACAGAAUAUGGCGAGCAGGUAUUAGAAGAAACCAAAAACUCUAAGCAUAGUACACCGAGGAAAAAAGCAGACCCCAGCAGAAGCAAGAUAGCUUUGGAAAAUGAAGCAACCACGAUGCCAAGGGAAGAAGAAGCUAGAAAGUACAGCCACACUAAUUUAGAAAACAUUAAUAAAAAUUCAGUUGAAAGUGCACUGGGGACAGUAAACAAAGAGAAAGAUAAUAAAUCAGUCCAUCUGAGGAAACUCAGUUCACCAAGUCCUGUCAGGCGACAGUGGGAGAAAAAUGUCCCCAACACAGCUCUCACGGCUUUGGAAAAUGCAGCCAUACUCUCCUCCAGUUUAGCAGCCGGGGAUGAGAGAGGUGGUUCUGUAAUAAAGUACAGUGAAAAUAACACCCGUAAGCAGUGGCUGAAGGAGACUCCAGAAACUCUGAUGAACAUCCUUAAGAAUGCAGAUCUCAGCUUGGCGUUUCAAACAUAUACAAUAUAUAGACCAGGUUCAGAAGGGUUCUUGAAGGGCCCCCUGUCUGAAGAAACAGAAGCGUCAGACAGUGUGGAUGGAGGUCAUGAUUCUGUCAUUUUGGACCCAGAGAGACUGGAACCUAGACUGGAUGCAGAGGACACGGACUUUGAGGAGGAUGACGACAGGCCUGACUGGGUGUCAGAACUGAAGCAGCGAGCUGGCUGGCAAGAAGUGUUGGAUGGGUAAUGCCCAAGGAGGUGCUCCUUCGUCACAUCGGGUAGAUGUUUAAAGUGAGGAAUUAAUGUUUGGAUAAUAUCAGCUCAUGGGAUCCGCAGUUUUCUUUGGGCACAGAAUGAAGAGGGGGAAACUGUGAAUAUUUAAAAUUGUUCCUGAUUAGUACCACAAGGCUUAAAAAAUCUGUAACUCUCAUGAGUUUUUGAACUGAAAGGAGAAGGCGUGGAA
Molecule: messenger RNA, 1739 nt
Organism: Odobenus rosmarus divergens (Pacific walrus)
Lineage: Eukaryota; Metazoa; Chordata; Mammalia; Carnivora; Odobenidae
Gene: NEK3
Product: NIMA-related kinase 3
Exons: 15
Coding region: 6-1523 (505 amino acids)
Biological process (GO): protein phosphorylation
Molecular function (GO): ATP binding; protein kinase activity
Source: RefSeq, a predicted model, not a curated record